AUGUCGGGCGUCGAAGCCAUCAGCAUGGCCUGCAACGUCAUGACGGUCAUCAGCUUCAGCUUGGAGACCAUCAAGCUUUAUCGCAGCAUACACGAGGCCGGCAGCUCAGAUCCUGAGCUCGCUAAGAAAGCUGAGCACAUUCGAGAAACAUCCGACGAAGUGGAACGGCUGCUACUCGAGCAACAGCAGCUUGAUCCAGCACAGCGAGUGAUGACUUCGGAGGCAGAAAGACGGCUUCGGGACAUCGCUGCCGAGUGUCUCCAGUAUUCCAAGGACAUCGAAGAGGAGAUCGCUUCAGCUUCUCCCAAGAAGUCCGGCAUUCCCCGGGCGUUGAGAUCUACAGUGAAAACCAUUUGGCGAAAGCCCCAUCUUGAUCAGCUCAAAUGCCAACUUCAAGCAUCGCAAAGCACAAUGGAUACCGAUGUCAAUGUCCAAAUUCUCGAACAAUGCAUUACCUCUGGCAGUCUGAGUCGCAAAAUUUACGACAUGCUUGAUUCGAAAGAGCAUAGCUUCAUCGAGAAGUAUAAAAAGCGGUCGAAAGUCAUUGAGGACCUCAUCAAACAGCUUCCGGGUCACAUCAACGAAGAACACGUCAAGACUCGCGGCCAUAACAUGACAGAACACAUCACUACCCGCGAGACCUUAACGACUACGAUCGGCCUGUGA
Messenger RNA from Colletotrichum chrysophilum, 666 nucleotides. RefSeq lists its product as uncharacterized. Bases 1 to 666 code for a protein of 221 amino acids. The transcript is spliced from 2 exons. Lineage: Eukaryota; Fungi; Ascomycota; Sordariomycetes; Glomerellales; Glomerellaceae. The record is from RefSeq and is a predicted model, not a curated record.